GACCAUACUUCCGCUUUUACAGGAAGUCGGCCCUGAAAGGGAGAAAUUUGUAUUCUUUUUAAAUUAGCCAGUGGGCGGACCGUGAACGUAGCAGUGUCUUGAGUGCGACGAUAUUAUAACAUUUGAGGACGGCAGCCAACGGCAUCUCUAAGCCAGUGACCGAUGCUGUAAAGCAGGAUCGAGAAAGGAAGGCCAGUCAUGGGGAAUAAGAGGAGGAGAAAGGAUGCCAGUUGAGCCCCUCGUCCUUUUACAGCAGGACCGCAGCCAGUGUCAGACUAAAGGUAGAGGAUGGCUCAGUCUGUGAGGAGGAUGGACAUCGCCAUGGACCACAAGCCACAGGGGGACAAGGCCCGGACCAGCUACUUUGGCAAUGUGAAGGCCAGGCUGGGCUCAAAGCUGCCCCCGGGGGUCCCUCAGCCUCCUCACUUAGCCAAGCGGCCCUGGGACACUCAACCUCAGGCCCGAGGAUUUGAGGAGCUUUCAGCCACCUCUCACCAUCAUCAUCAAUAUCAACCCCCCCCUGGCCGACCUCUGGACCACAUCCCACACAUCAGAAACCCGAUACUGCGGCAGUAUUACCUUCAAGGAGACUCCAACACCGCUGUGAAGCAAGAGCAAAUGAGACAAUUGUCACAUGAAGACAAAAGCACCACGGAUGAGUCAGUGUUUAGCAUCUCAUCGCACUUCGGCAGUGAUGACACAGCGCUUCGUUCUCAUUCCCGGUCACAAUCGUCACUUUUGUGCUCUGCCCUUAUCCGCAUAGAGCAGCAGCAAGCAGAGGAGGGAAAGAGCACCAAAAUAGGCGACCCGGAGACUUGUAAGGAGAAGACGACGCCGGUGAUGGAUCCAGAUUUUUCUGAUCGACUCGAGGCUCCUGCACAGUCACCCUUGCCCGAAGCAGAAUACGACAAACUACUGGAUGUGGAAGCGGUCCCGAUGCCCGACGGACAGCUCUGCCUUUUGGCUCUCCCACCUGAGUGCUGUCUGGUGGAAGGUCCUGAUGCCACGCCUUAUCUGAAAUUGUUCUGCCGCCACAUCACCGACCGCAAGGGUGUGGUUUCCGGUAUCCUCCUGGUGACGACAAACAAGCUCUUCUUCGACCCGUGUAAAACACACCCACUGGUGAAGGAGCAUGGUUGCGAGGAGUAUCUCCUGUCAUGCUCUGUGGACAGGCUGUCGUCUGUCUCCUUCUUCUCAGACAUCUCACAUGUUCACUUUCACUACUCUCAGCAGAGGAGAAAAGGGAAGAAACUUUUCCAGAGGUUGAAAAAUGUCAAAAGCCACGAUCAGAAGGGGGAGUCAAUUUCACUUGUAGUACCUGCAGCUCUCUCCAAUUUGAGUCUCAACGAGGAGGCGUCGACACCAAGUGAACCCACUGACAGUAGAAACAUGUCUGGCAACCAGCCUGAGAUAGCGUCAGAAGCCUCCGGAGGAGCUCUCGGCGUGGCCGCCACCUUUUGCUGCGGAGCUCCAGACGUCUGCGCUCAAAUGAAUACGAAUGAGGUGCAGUCCUCUUCUGUAGGGAGUCAGACUGCAGCGCCUGGCAGAUCCUCAGCUGAAAGUCCAAAGUGUGUCAUGUUUGUGCGGCUGCGGGUUCAGUCGAGUGCAGGAAGGAAAAAGCGUACUGGAGGAUUUCAGUUUGGCACGGCUGCCAGACGAGAAGCCUGGAUCGCCCUUUCGCAGGAGAGCUCCAAUGAGCUGCAUGCCUUCCUCGAGCACCGUCGACCCGACUUGUGUCUGCUCAAGGGCGGAGGAGGAGGAGGAGACGACGGGGAGGCGGAUCACAACGAAGAGGAGUUUGUCCUGGUGGAGGACAAUGACGACAAUGAUGAGAACAAGGAGGUGGAGGAGGAGGAUAUGUUACAGAAGCAACACAACUCGGGAGAUGACUGGGAAAUGGUAUUGAUGGAGGACAACAGGGACAAGCCAGGCCAGCUCACCGACCGGGACCCGGAAGGACUGAACGCCAUUGUGGAGAACAGCCACAUUUUAGAAGCCUCACAUGUCAGAGAGCUGUCUAAGGAGCUGCCCCCAAAGACGGUGGGCCACACCUGGCAGCUGACGUACAGCACGUCUCGGCACGGCGCCAGUCUCAAGUCCCUCUACCGGAAAUUGAGCGCCUCGGACUCGCCCACUCUCGUCGUCAUCAAAGACGCCCUGGAAGAGGUAUUCGGGGCUUUCCUCUCGCACCCGCUGAGGCUUAGUGAGACGUUUUACGGCACGGGAGAAACCUUUCUGUUCAUGUUACAUCCUCGAUUCAAGUGCUUCAGAUGGACUGGAGAGAAUUCCUUUUUCAUUAAAGGGGACUUGGACUCAUUUGCCAUUGGUGGAGGAAGCGGUCACUUUGGUUUGUGGGUGGAUGAGAAUCUAUACCUGGGCCACAGCAGCCCUUGUUACACCUUCAAUAACUGCUGCCUCUCAGAAACCGACGACUUCCGAGUCAUGGAGCUGGAGGUGUGGACUUUCAGCUGAGGCAUCUCAUUGUUCACUUGCCACAACCGGCACUGUGUUCCAACACGGUUGCUUUUUCAUGGUACCGGUCAGGACAAACCGUUGGAUUCAUUCAUACGGUCAAACGGAUCAGGAUGACUGGCUGCUGUAGGGACGUUUUUAAUGGAUGACUCAUUCCUGCGGGCACGCUCUUGAAAGACUUUGCACUUUGCUCCAUGUAUGAAUUAGACGUCACUUAUGAUGUGAACAACUCUGCAUCUUCAUGCCCAGCCCUGUAGGCACAUUAGCUUGUAAAAGAACGUCGUGAACAGUAUUAUAUCAUGUGUACUAAUACUCAUGUAUUAUGUAUGAUCAUGCUCCCCUCUUGACAGGAUGUCAUCAAAAAGUGUCACAUGCUGCAUAAAAUAAAAAUAUUAUCUAUA
Messenger RNA from Hippocampus zosterae (dwarf seahorse), 2873 nucleotides. RefSeq names its product oxidation resistance protein 1. Gene Ontology annotation, cellular component: nucleus. The coding region runs from base 289 to 2472 and encodes 727 amino acids. The record is from RefSeq and is a predicted model, not a curated record. The transcript is spliced from 16 exons. Gene Ontology annotation, biological process: response to oxidative stress; regulation of transcription by RNA polymerase II. NCBI's taxonomy places the organism in Eukaryota, Metazoa, Chordata, Actinopteri, Syngnathiformes, Syngnathidae.